Messenger RNA from Danaus plexippus (monarch butterfly), 4844 nucleotides. It is a transcript of the gene Asator, whose product is annotated as tau-tubulin kinase homolog Asator. Gene Ontology annotation, molecular function: protein serine/threonine kinase activity; ATP binding. The coding region runs from base 230 to 3508 and encodes 1092 amino acids. Gene Ontology annotation, cellular component: cytoplasm; nucleus. Gene Ontology annotation, biological process: peptidyl-serine phosphorylation; signal transduction. NCBI's taxonomy places the organism in Eukaryota, Metazoa, Arthropoda, Insecta, Lepidoptera, Nymphalidae. The record is from RefSeq and is a predicted model, not a curated record. The transcript is spliced from 31 exons.
AGUCGGAACCCAGAAGUCAGACGUCGGUCGAUCGGCGCGCGCGGCGGACGCCAUUUUAUUAAUAUUGCGCGCUACCAAAGUGACGUUUUAAAUUUCUAUAAAUAAUAUAUGACUUGUGUGUGUGUGAACAAUGAUUUUGAAUGGGUCUAUUGAAAAACUGAGAACAUAGCUUACGUAGCAAGAGUUGUUAGAAAAUUAUAAAAAGAAAGUGAUAGAGAGAGAAAGAGAUAUGUCUCUUGUAGCUCCAAGAAGAGUCCAACUGGAUUGGGCUCACUCCAUACCAUGGGAACAGGAGCCUGGCUGUGAGCGAGAUCAGUCAUUCAAACGGAUAGCGCCGCCUGAAAACAGAUCAGAAUCUUCUUCAUCAUCAGCAGACACUGAAUCUCAGGGGUCAGGUUCAGCGCCUGCUCCAAGAUCACGUAGAAAUGAACCACAGCAGAGGGAAGAGCGGCGGGUGGAAGCCGCGUGCCCUCUCCGAGUACAACCGAACCCUCUAUUAAGAUCCCGGACGCUCCCUAACCUAAAGGCAGCGUCCCGGUCCGCGUCCCGCUGCGACACUUCCCGCCGCGCUCACCACAUCACUAUGGCAAGCGAGGAUUUGCUGCAACCAGGACAUGUGGUCAAGGAGAGGUGGAAGGUUGUAAAGAAAAUUGGCGGCGGCGGUUUCGGCGAGAUCUACGAGGGUCUGGACCUGGUGACCCAGGAACAGGUCGCCCUCAAGGUUGAGUCGGCCCGCCAGCCGAAACAGGUGCUCAAAAUGGAGGUGGCUGUGCUGAAGAAGCUUCAGGGUAAGGAACACGUGUGUCGUUUCAUCGGUUGUGGUCGUAACGCUCGCUUCAACUACGUCGUGAUGCAGCUCCAGGGUCGGAACCUCGCAGAGCUGAGGAGAUCCCAGCCGAGGGGAGCCUUCUCAUUAUCAACAACUCUCAGGUUGGGUCUCCAGAUACUAAAAGCGAUCGACUCCAUACAUUCUGUGGGCUUUCUUCACAGAGACAUCAAACCCAGUAACUUCAGCGUUGGACGUCAUCCAUCUAACUGCAGGAGAGUGUACAUGCUGGACUUCGGCCUGGCGAGGCAAUACACCACCAGCAAUGGACAAGUUAGACCACCGCGGGCCGCCGCAGGGUUCAGAGGUACUGUUCGCUACGCAUCAAUCAACGCCCACAAAAAUAAGGAGAUGGGUCGCCACGACGAUCUCUGGUCGCUGUUCUACAUGCUGGUGGAGUUUGUUAACGGACAGCUGCCUUGGAGGAAGAUCAAGGAUAAAGAGCAGGUCGGUCUCAUGAAGGAAAAGUACGACCAUCGUCUCCUCCUGAAGCACCUGCCGUCUGAGCUGCGGCAGUUCCUGGAACACGUGCAGCAGCUGGAGUACGCCGACACGCCGGACUACAGCAUGCUGGCCUCGCUGCUGGAGAGGUGCUGCAAGAGGCGCGGCAUCAGGGACACGGACCCUUACGACUGGGAGAAAGAUUCUGGACCCGCGCCUCGAGCUCGCGUCGCCCCGCCGGUUGAUCACGCGCCCUCACCAGAUCAUCAGCCAGACAGGGCUCGUCGCCGCGGCGAGACGGAAGCUACGACGGCUGUGGCCACGGACACACAGACCAACGUGCAGAAAGAGAAGCUCGCUGAGAAACGAGCGCCGGCCUCGCCCAGGCACGCGCCCGCACACGUCAACGGAUAUUCAGCUACCGAAAAACCGACCGCGGAGAAAGAGGUCGAGGCGAGAACUACACCAGCGCCCUCUCCCGACAGACAUGCCAAGGAAUCGAACUCCGCCGUGGCGAGCACUCCGCUGUCACGCCCAGAGAGACAAAGCGUGCCGCCCUGCAAGCCGCGAGCGCCCGCCCCCGGUGGUCCGACCCUUCUCCGGCUGCGCGUGGUCACCGCACCGCCGACGUGUGUCCAGGAGUUAGCGCCCACUCCGCCCACAACCGGCGAGGCCAGCAGUCCCAGGAUUAUAGCUGACGUGGACAGUGUGCACUCGGACACACACUUCAAGAGAGGAACUCGCCGCACCGCCCGAGCCCGAGCCGAUCAGAGCUACACGCAGUUCGCUGUCAUGGACGAUGAGAACGUGUCGGCGUUACAACAGGUAACAAAGGGCGGCGCCCUCACCCUGGUGUCUCUGUGGAAGUCACAGUUCGACGACUCCGAGGAGACCACGGACAACGAGUGGAAACAGGAACAGCUGCAGUCGCCGGAACAUCGGAAUGCCCGCGCGUCCGCUGUGUCGAGUUGCUCCAACGUGCGCACCCAGCUGCCGCUCACACACACGCACACGCACACACACACGCAGCUCGAGCCCAGGGUGCAGGUCAAGGUGGACGAGCCGGAGAAGCCAGAAAAGACUGAGAAACCGGAAAUAGUUGAGAAGCCGGAAGUAGUGGAGAAGCCAGCAGUCAAGAACACCAAGUGUUGUCUGCACAAUGUGGGGAUAGACGCCUUCCCCAAACUACAGCCAGCUCUGCCCAGGAGUUGGAGUCUACCAGCCAUAGGCUGUAAGGUCCGCGAUCUUCGCCCGCCGUUGCUCCAGCAGGCGUCGUUCGAUGCUGGCGUCGAAGGCGCCUGUUACCGCCUGGACGUGAUGCGAGGUGUCGCCGCCCGCGGCGGGGGCGACCCUGCGCCCAGACGGGCUGCCAGUCUGCCGACUCUCUCCAGGUGUUCUGUGUCCCCUCCCCCCGCGCCGCCUCCAGCUCCAGAAGCGACGGUCUCCAGCAGGCUGGAGAUAAGAGUUAGACCUGAUACAGCGAGUCCUAUGCAUUCCGGUACCUACCUGCCGGUGAAGAUCCACUCCGUAGUGAGCGGCGGCGAGGUGCGGAACCACGACGAGACCUCGGUCUACUACGACGCUACGGAACACCAGAGAGACAAACGGUCGUCGACCCGCAGCGGCGACAAGAGUCAGAGUCUCGUCGUAGAGAGAACGAAACUCGACGCUAUACAGGACAGGAGCGCGUCGCUGAGACGCGAGGCGAGCGCGGGCGGGGACGGGUCGCAGAGCUUGAGAGACAAGUCAUCCAGUGGGUCCCGUAUACCCGUGGCGAGUGCGGCUGCCACGGCCGCGGCGCAGGGGGCGGGGCUGCAAGGGGUGCAGGGGGUGAACGCUAACUCCCUGCACAGACUCGCCAAGUGCGCCUCCUGGAGUGGGGACGGACCUCUCAAUGAUCUUACACCAGGUCUUCGUCGUCGUCGUCAGAACGCCGCGGACAAGUACGCCGCGGACCCCGCGCGGGACCUCAACCUCCGGUUCGCCCGACCCCGCCACCGACACCAGCCACCCCCCAAUAGCAUGGCCCAUCGUUGCCGUAGCGCGGCGGGAGGCGGCGCAUCUCCCCCUUCGGGCGCGUCCUCGUCCUCGGGGUCUCCUCCCCCCCCGCCGCCCGGGGUCGCGCCCCCCGCACACAACGCGGCCAGAGCGCGGCGCUUCAGACCUCUGGCCACACGGGACCACAAGGACGACCUCCCGCCCCCCGUGUACAGUUCUAUCGGUGCGGGCCAUAGACUGUGACGUCACAGCACACGACACAGGACACACACACAGAACAUGUGAAACAUAUGGCGAUCCGACGGGAACAGAGGCCGGGAGCGGGUCCGCGGCGACCGGCUCCGGCCCGGGGCCGUCGGGCGUCCAAUAAAAUAAUGACAUGUUGACUAAUACUAAGGGAGAGGCAGCAACGCAUCGCCGCCCGCUGUUCUCAUAAAUACUGUAAUUUUUCUUCAGAUAUUUUUUGUAUAGAAGAAAACACAAACAACGCGGAACAUGGGCACACGGACCCGCCGGACCGGACCUGUGAGGCCCGGCGGACGCUGAGCGGCUGUAUCAAAUGUAAUAUACGUUAAAGUAACAGAAACAUACUCUGUCGAUGAUUGUAUAAAGCCAGAAUUAUUUUUAUAUAAGCUGUGUAGUGUUCAUUGAUGGUUCCCGGGGUUAGAAGACGAGCAGGCCCGGCCCGGACUCGGCCCGGGGAGGCGGCCGUCGGGCCGGUCUGUACGCGGUCACGCUAGGACGUGGCUCAGCGAGCGGGAGCAGCGCGCUGUGCGGCGCUCCUCACGAGGAACGGCCGCGGGAGGGUAGUUGUAUAUGGAGCCGGCCGGGGCCCGGGGCGGGGCCUCGGACUAUUGUUUAUUCGUUUCGUCACCGCUUCGUACACACCUCGUGUCGACCGCCUCCAAUCAACAUAUCAGGAGUGCGCCGCGACCAGUGCAGCCUGACCCGUCUGUCCGUACGUCGCGCGGCGACCGCCGGUCCGCCCCGGCUGGGCGGAGGCGGUCCCGCGGGCCGGGUCCGCGCCCCGCCGUCGCUUCUCGUCGCUUGCUGACGGAACCUUGAUAUUGUAUAAACGUUAUUCACGCGACGCUUAGCCGCCAUUACCCUCUAGUCUCUUCUGCUUAAUAUAGAUAUUUUAAAUAUAUAAUAAUGAAUUUACUUGAUGAUAGCGUUAAGGGUUAUGUAUUUAUGGCGGUUGCCGUGCCGCCAUUUUGCAAUUCUGCUCGUGAGUGAGACCGUCAGAAUUGCAGAAGCGAGGGUAGGUUUUAAUCGCUUGGGAGCGGAGGUCGUUCGGGAGCUCCCGUCACUGUCUAGUCUACGAACAGCUUCCGUCUCAUAGUUUUAUCGACGAUAAAGUGAAUAUUGUUGAGACUUCGAUUAUUUUGAGAUGAAAAAGAUAAUGUAUAGAGAUGUUGUUACACGGUAGCUGACGUCACUCACCGUGUCCCGGCCGCGAGCGGCGUUGUGCUGUUUUAAGGAUGCACGCUCUGUUUCAUUUUAUUUUGCCAUACUUUUUUUUUUAUAUUUACCGAAAUAUGCACAAUGACUUUAAAUAAAAGGUAUUUGUCCUUUAUAA